This is a messenger RNA of Chaetomium fimeti, 2018 nucleotides long. RefSeq lists its product as uncharacterized. The coding region runs from base 102 to 1862 and encodes 586 amino acids. NCBI's taxonomy places the organism in Eukaryota, Fungi, Ascomycota, Sordariomycetes, Sordariales, Chaetomiaceae. Gene Ontology annotation, cellular component: TRAMP complex. Gene Ontology annotation, molecular function: RNA binding. Gene Ontology annotation, biological process: nuclear mRNA surveillance of mRNA 3'-end processing; TRAMP-dependent tRNA surveillance pathway; nuclear polyadenylation-dependent CUT catabolic process. The transcript has 3 exons. The record is from RefSeq and is a predicted model, not a curated record.
GCCAACGACUUUCCUUUUAUUUUCCUUUUUUGUUUUUUUAAUCAUUGCUGUUCUAUGCUGGGCUGAGUUAACCUGAGCCUCGGGCCGCUCAUUCUUUCGCCAUGGAUCCUUUCCGCAAUCCGCCCGCCGACAGCCUGGAGGCGGCCCGUCUUCAUGUCCAGGCCCUUACCGACUGCGGAUUGUCACGAGAAGCGCUGCUGCGCGCAUUGUUGGAGAACUACGGUGAUGAUGGGAACGCUGCUACUACGCCAGGGAUGGACGCAAGUAGCCCGCAGCAGGCUGCACAACAGGGGCAGCAACAAGUAGUUGUCCAGGAGAAACGCGGCCACCACGCCAAUUACAACACGCGACUUUCGGUGUCGACGACGAGCUCCAAGUCAUCAGGGAGGGCGAGCGUCAUGUCCACCGCGACCUCGAUGAGCUCAGUAUCGUCCCAGGGAGGAAUUGGGGGCGGUCUUCAGGAACUUUCGGCAACGCCGCUGCCCGCGCCGCCUGCGCCGCCCGUCAAGAGCAACAACCGCGGCAGCUCCAAACCGCAGGGCGCUUACUGGUGCACUUUCUGCGACGUCGCCUUCCAGCGCAAGUUUGACUGGAAGCGGCACGAAGAUGAGUUUCACGAACGCUACAAGCGCUACCCCUGUCCAAACUGCAACCGCAUCUUUUGGGGUGCGAAUACCUUCAAUCAACACCAUAAGAACGCCCACGGCUGUACAACUUGCCCGCAUGCCGAACGUGUGGUGAAGUAUACGCAGAAGAAGACGGCAUGGGCAUGCGGCUUUUGCGGCGGAUUCCUUGCCAGCCGUGACCGCUACUUUGACCAUAUCGCCCGGCACUACGAAGAUGGCUGCAACAAGUCACACUGGAACCACUCGCUCGUAAUCUACGGCCUCCUGCAUCAGCCCACCAUCAGUCAGGCUUGGAAAGACCUCGACUCGGAGCUCUACGGUCAUUUACCACGCAACCAGCAACCCAUGCUAGAAUGGGAGGUCAAAUCAACAGGCCACGCGCAGGGGUUCCUCGAGGGCGAAAGCCCGGGGAAACUCCAAGACCUUCUCGAAUUCUUCAGUGAGAGCCGAGACGAUCCGAAACUCCUCGCCCGCCUCGCCCACGACUCGGCCACCAUUCGACUGCGAACCGAGGUCCAGCCGACCGUCGCACCUGUACCACCCGCUACCUCGGCGAGUUCACGGCCGAUUUCCGAACCGCCGAAGCACAAGGCCGUAAUGAAGUCAUCGCCCUUAACGAAACAUAUGUCCACGCCCCAACCGCCGCCGCCCCCACCAACAUCAUACGAUGACGAACCGUUCCCGAAGAAGCAACGCAACAUUGCACCUCUUCCCUCGAUGUUUCCUAAAAACAACCCCUUCUUUAGCCAACAACCAACACCACCAGCACAACCGCAAGAACCGCAACAACAACAACAACAACAACAACCACUACAACAACCACCUCAAGGGGUAAUGUCCCCGUACGGCCAGCCGAUGAUGGGGGCCGGGACGAACGGAUACUACGACCUCGCCGUAACGCACGUGCACCCGCACAUGCAGCUUUUAUCACAAAUGACGCCGCAGCAGCAGCACCAAAUACAGCAGCAACUCCAGCACCAACAGCAACAGCAGCGCCUGCAUCAACAACACCCGCAGCAACCGCCCCCGCCGCAACCCCAUCUCAUGUCGCCACCGAUGAAUAUGUACGACGACUGGAGCAGUUUGGCGGGCACCGUGGUCGACGAGUCUGUGUUUGCGAAUGCCAUGGCGAUGGGCUGGCAGCAACAACAACAGCAGCAGCAGCAGCAGCAGCACCACCAACAACACCAGCAACAUCAGGCGGAUAUGGGGACGGGACACCCCGGGGCGGGGUGAUCACCUUUUAACUUGGGAAAGGAUGGGGUAGGGUUUGGGAAGGGGAGGGGGCAGGAACUGCUUCCUUGACGGGGAAUUGCUCGUCUGGUUAUGGGGCAGGAGGGCAAGGUUUACGGUCUGGUGGGUGUCUGGUUUUGCCCCUGAACCCGGCAGCAA